CUGAGAAUGACGCCAAGAUGCACAAAAAUGCAGCUUGCAUUGCGUUGACAAAGGGAGUGUGUCAGUGUGUUUGACCUUUGCUGCCUUCAAAAGUGCAGCAGCGGCAGAAGCUGAAGCCCAGGUGCGCUUCUUUGCAGAAGUUUCAUCUGGAAUUACCGGUACCUUCCUCCUCCAAAUCAUUGCCGAUCCCUUGAGGUUGAAGGAAUAAUCCAUUCAGCACUGCGGAGUGAUCGGUGGCCUUUGGAAAUUUAGUCAGGGUCAGGGCCUUCGUCCUGGCGAGCAAACCCUGAAUUCAAGCGCUGCAAGUCAAAUUUGUUGUCGAGUUGUUCAGGUCUAGUGCAAAGUCGUUGUUGAGGUCAUUCCUGUCUGCACAUUGCUGGGGCAGAGAGGCUGAGACACAUUCCUAGAGGAUUCCUAGAGCAUAUGCUGCAAAAUUAGCCAGAGUUUGUUGAAAACCAGGGUUGAGCAGUUGGGAGCCAGCCAGCAUGGCUGCCCCUGAAGAAGUCAAGAAGGUCCUCGUUGCCCUGAAGAACAACAAAGAUACUGAAUGCAAGGCGGCCCUGCACUGGGCAAUUACUACUUUCAUAAAACCCGGUGUAGAUGAGGCGGUUCUUGGCCACGUCCUGAAGUUUCCAGACCUCAUUCCAACUGCCAUGGGAAGAGUGCCUUUUGCUUGGGCGGAGGACAAGUUCCAAAAUGCAUACCUGAAGGUGGACACAGAGAAGGCAGGGAUUUUCCUCAAGGACUACCAAGAGGUCUGCAAGGAGAAGAAGGUAACCGCUUCUUUCAUGGUUCGCUGGUGCGAUGACCGUGAGUCGGGCAUCCUUUCACUGGUGGAAGAGACUGGGGCCACGCACCUCGUAAUGGGAACUGGCAGCACAAAGUCCAAGUUCACCACCCUUCUGAAGGGGAAGAGCCUGACUGCACGGGUGGCGAAGCACGCUCGCUGCAGCGUAUACCUCAUCAACAACAGGGCGGAGCUGGUAACCUCUCACAUCUAUGACGGAAAGAGGGGUGCAGCAGGUUCAGGAGCAGCCAACGGCUCGCAAAGUGAUGGUUCGAGCUCAAGCACGCCUUCUCCAACGGCCUCACCCUCAUCCGUACUCCCACCAGUACUCCCUCCCAUCCCCCUGUCCCCACUCCCCCGAAACGAGACCGUCACUGUACCACACACCCCUCCGGCCACCCCCGCAGUAGCCAUCCCCAGCGCCCCGGUUCUUCCCCCCGGAGACUAUUCACACCCCUGGGGUUCUAUUCCAAGCCCUCACUCCCAGCCGAGCAGCAGCCCCCGGUCGCUUUACAGCGAGCCCGGGCCGUCUCCCCAGGGGGGCCUCCAACCCCCGAACUUAUACGCGCAGUCUUACAGCGGAUACAUCAUCACAGAGUCGGGUAGCUUUCUUCCAGCUCCAAGGACGUCCGCGAACGGGCAUGCCGGCCCGCAAAACGGGAGCAGGUUCGAGCGUGCGGACAUGGCAACCGGGCCUCAGGUUUGGGUGAACAGCGACGGUCAGCAAUUGUCUGGUGACGAGCCUGAAUUCCAAAUUUACGAGGAACGACAAAGAGAGAGGGGCGGGCAGAGUCCGGCUAGCAACGGACCGGCGAAGGCGCGCUUUGACAACGGCGAGCUGGCGGAGGUUCUAAGGAAGCUGAAAAUGUCGGAGGAAGCGACAGCCAGGCUACAAGCCCAGCAGGCCGACUACGAGCGGCAGCUGCGCGAGGCCGAGUCGCGCGCGCUGUCGGCAAACAGCCUUGCGGAGGCCGAGCGCGCGCGCGCGCUCGCCGCGCACCAGGAGCGCGAGCUCGCGAAGCAGGAGAGCGCGCUCGCGCGCAGGGCGGAGCAGGAGGCGCGCAACAAGGAGCGCGCGGCGCAAGAAGCGGCGGAGAGAGAACGCCAGGAGCGGGUCGCGGAGCGGCAGCAGGCGGCGGAGCACUACAAGGAACUGCUCGAGCGGCAGAAAGCGCAGCGGCAGUACCGCACGUACUCGUUCCGCGAACUAGAGGCGGCCACCGAAAGCUUCAGCCCGGCGAAGCUUCUGGGGGAGGGCGGCUUCGGGCAGGUCUACCUGGGCAGGCUGGAGCACACGCCGGCGGCCAUCAAGAUUCUAAACCCCGAGGGGUUACAGGGGCCCGACGAGUUCAAGCGCGAGGUGGAGAUUUUGAGCGGCCUGCGCCACCCGCACAUCGUGAUGCUCAUGGGCUGCUGCCCCGAGCGCGGCUGCCUCGUCUACGAGUACUGCGCCAACGGGUCGCUGGAAGACCGCCUCGCCAGGAAGGGCGACUCGGCGGCGCUGCCCUGGUUCACCAGGAUCAGGAUCGCCUUCGAGGUCGCGGUCGCCCUCCUGUACAUGCACACUUCCCGCCCCAGCAUCAUCCACAAGGACCUGAAACCCUCCAACAUCCUGCUCGACCAGAACCUGACCUCCAAGCUGGGUGACGUCGGCAUUGCCAGCGUGGCACCCGAGCUCGCGACCGCGACGUUCACGGGCAUGACGCGGCGGCGUGGUGGAGGCAGGCAGGCGCAGACGUCAAUUUUCGACUCCAGCCCACAAGGGACCCCCAUGUAUAUAGAUCCAGAGUACCAGCAGAAAGGCACGUUCAACCAGAAGAGCGACGUCUACGCGUUCGGCAUAUGCCUCCUCCAGCUCCUCACCAACCGGCCGCCCCUAGGAAUCGUGGGCGCCGUCGAGGACGCCCUUGACGAAGGAAACGUCCUGCCAGUCGUCGACCAAACGGCGGGGAGCUGGCCGGAAGAGGUGGCGACCAAGAUCGCCAACCUGGGCCUCAAGUGCGCCGAGAUCCGGCGCCGCGACCGGCCCGACCUGGAGAAAGAGGUUCUGCCGGUACUAGAGGCGGCGCGUACCCUGGCCAUGGAAGCGGCCGCCCGGGAGGCCAGCCAGGGGCUCAACCAGGGGGCGACUCCAGAAGCGACCGGGGAAGAGGACGUUGUGCCCAGCAUUUUCUUGUGCCCCAUCAGCCAUGACAUCAUGGAAGAUCCCGUCGUGGCUGCCGACGGCAACACGUACGAGCGGGCCGAGAUCGCGCGGUGGUUCCAGCGCAAGCGCACGUCGCCGCUCACCAAUGUGCCUGUGACAAACCUGCUUCUCACGCCGAACCUGAUUAUCCGGAGCGCGAUCAAAGAAUGGCAGGAGGGCAACCGGCGGUCCAUGUCCCGGGGGUUUACCGGGGCAGGCGCAAGGAGUCGGGGAGGCUAAGGUUCACAUCCAAACAACGAGUUGUAGAUAUUUCUGAGCAGCAUCUUGAGCUGAUCUGGUACAAAGGGAUACCACCUUCGAAGAUGGGUGCGAGGAGGAGGCACUCUCCUCUGAUGAGGCACUCUCCUCUGAUAAUGAUUAGUUGAGCGUUGACUGGUUCGUGAUUGGAGACCAGAACCUUGCAGGGAGAAGUGGACGUGAGUCGAAGGGCUCAUUCCGGACUGCGGGGAAGGACAGCUGUAUGAAGAGAGACCGGGGUUGCCUGUGGUGAUAUGUUCAGGCUGCACGUUAGGCAACUUUUCAGAGAAGCCGACCCGGCCCCUCUCGCGGGACAAGCUGAGUCUAUAACGAGGGUCGUUGUGCAUGGGUGCCCAGUUCGGUACCUAUUAAUGCUUGCAACGAGCCUUCGAACCUGUAUACAAAGGUUACGGAUGAUUGUACAAAAGUUAGAACAAUUAACGGCAGGACAGGCGGGGUUGCACG
This is a messenger RNA of Klebsormidium nitens, 3695 nucleotides long. The record is from the annotation of a GenBank genome assembly. Lineage: Eukaryota; Viridiplantae; Streptophyta; Klebsormidiophyceae; Klebsormidiales; Klebsormidiaceae.